AUGAUGGGCAAAAUCACCUUCUACGAGGACAGGAACUUCCAGGGCCGUUCCUAUGAGACCACCCAGGACUGCGCUGACAUGUCCUCCUUCCUGAGCAGGUGUCACUCCUGCAGGGUCGACAGCGGUUGCUUCAUGGUCUACGAUCACAACAACUACAUGGGAAACCAGUACUUCAUGAGGAGGGGCGAGUAUCCUGACUACCAGCGCAUGGGAAUGGGAAUGAACGACUGCAUCCGGUCCUGCCGCAUGAUCCCCAUGCACAAAGGAAACUUCAGGAUGAGGAUCUACGAGAGGGAGAACUUCGGAGGUCAGAUGCACGAGAUGACGGACGACUGUGACUCCAUCCAGGUCCGUUACCGUAUGUCAGACUGCCAGUCUUGCAACGUCAUGGACGGCCACUGGCUGAUGUACGAGCAGCCCCACUACAGAGGCAGGCAGAUGUACAUGAAGCCUGGAGAGUACAGGAGCUUCAGUCAGAUGGGCAUGGGAAUGGGAGGCAUGAGCGGCAGCAUGAGGUUCAUGAGCAUGAGGCGUAUCAUGGAUAACAUGUCCAUGUAA
Oncorhynchus masou masou (cherry salmon) is the source of this 558-nucleotide messenger RNA. RefSeq names its product gamma-crystallin M3-like. The transcript has 3 exons. Gene Ontology annotation, biological process: visual perception; lens development in camera-type eye. NCBI's taxonomy places the organism in Eukaryota, Metazoa, Chordata, Actinopteri, Salmoniformes, Salmonidae. Gene Ontology annotation, molecular function: structural constituent of eye lens. The record is from RefSeq and is a predicted model, not a curated record. Bases 1 to 558 code for a protein of 185 amino acids.